GCCCUCAGUCACCGGUCAGGGAGCACGGAGGAAGCUCAUUCUCUCAGGUGAAUCUGUCUAACAACCAUGAAGGCUGUAGCUCUGAUCCUUGCUCUGGCAGUCAUCACUGGCUGCAAUGCCCGUGCUGUGCGCCAGGCUGAUGCCUCCCUAACCAGUUGGGAGGAUGGCGUGGAUCGUUUCUGGCAGUACAUCUCUGAGAUGAACACACAAGCCGAUGGAGUCUUGCAGCACCUUAAGGCCUCUCAGUUCAGCAGGGAGCUAGACACGCUGAUCGCUGACACCAUGGCAGAGCUGACAACCUACAGAGAUGACAUCCAGGCCAAGCUGGGUCCCUACACUGAGACCUCCACUGGUCAGCUGUCUCAGGACCUGCAGCUUCUCGCAAACAAACUGCAGAAUGACAUGCUGGAUGCCAAAGAGCGCAGCACUGAGUAUCUGGGUGAGCUCAAGACCAUGAUGGAGCAGAACACUGACGAUGUCCGCAACCGCAUCGGCACCUACACCAACAAGCUGAAGAAACGCCUGAACAAGGACACCGAAGGAAUCCGCAACACUGUGGCCACCUACCUGGGUGAGCUUCAAUCCCGCACUUCCCAGAACAUGGACGCCGUGAAAGAGAACGUUGAGCCCUACGUCCAUCAGGUCAGCGACACCGCCACCAAGAGGCUGACUGACAUCUCCUCCAUGCUGAAGAGCCAGGCUGAGGGUCUGGGGCAGCAGUUGGAGACCCAGGCUGAGACCCUCAAGACCCAGAUGGAGGCCACUGCACAGGACCUGCGCACCUCCCUGGAGGGCAAGAUCGACGAGCUGACCGAGCUGCUCGCCCCCUAUGCCACCAAGAUCCGUGAACAGUUUGAGACCAUCGUCGACAAGGUCAAGGUGCCCGCCACCAACUAAAGAAAGACUCUCAGGGGUUUUUAAGGGUUGUAGAUGGUUGGUGGUUGUAGAAAGAGAAAUGUGUAAACAUCUGAUUUCUUUAUACCCUGGAAAAGAGGGGAAAGGGGGAAGUUGAGUUACUGAUGAUAUCUUCAUUUUGGGUGCUCUACCUUCAGGGUCAAGAGGGUUGAUGAGAGGAAGGAGGGAGGAUGAGGUGCAUCUUUUACAGAACAGUCAGCAGAAAAAUGUCUGUUUGGGUUCUUUCCUCUGCGUAGUCACCCUCUCUUCUUCUUUUAUCAACGCCCCUUUGUCACUGAACACAAGCACCACAGCUAAUAACAGCCUUCAAUACACAAACAGGAGACAAUUAUUUGUAAUAUGCUUUGCUUUUCUACUUUGAAUUAACUGUUCUAGCCCACUACCCCUGCCCCCUCCCUAAAUUUUGUAUUUUGUUUCCUACCUUUUGUUUGGUUGUAAAUAUAACUGCUGAGUUUGAGCCUCAAAGGCAGGGAUCCCAUCCUGUGUCAUCCCCAAAAUGAACCAAACGCAAGUGUCUUUCAUUUCAAUAAAUGCACUGAAUUAUGAUGAUCAAAACACUGGGGCACAUAACAGUAAUGUGUCUUCUACUUCUUCUAGAGCCAGUGCUCAACCACAAAAGUGCCCUUCCUGUAUUGUCUGCAUUUCUUGUUGCUGUUGUGUUUCACAGAGAAGUGGAAUGUAAAAUGACUUGAGGCAAAUAUGACAAUCAGUGAGUAAAGUGUAAUGCUGCCUGUUCUUAAGCCUGAGUGUAGAGUGUCCCUUGUGUUUCACAUGUCAUAUGCUGCUCACUAUAAGUGCGCUGCCUGUGGCUGCAGUGUGCUGAACAGUGCUGAGUGAAUAAAGAUACUAGAAAAGAU
Molecule: messenger RNA, 1772 nt
Organism: Seriola dumerili (greater amberjack)
Lineage: Eukaryota; Metazoa; Chordata; Actinopteri; Carangiformes; Carangidae
Gene: apoeb
Product: apolipoprotein Eb-like
Exons: 5
Coding region: 67-897 (276 amino acids)
Biological process (GO): regulation of amyloid-beta clearance; cholesterol catabolic process; positive regulation of nitric-oxide synthase activity
Cellular component (GO): extracellular region; intermediate-density lipoprotein particle
Molecular function (GO): lipid binding
Source: RefSeq, a predicted model, not a curated record